Messenger RNA from Boleophthalmus pectinirostris (great blue-spotted mudskipper), 4564 nucleotides. RefSeq names its product apoptosis-stimulating of p53 protein 1-like. Gene Ontology annotation, biological process: regulation of apoptotic process. Gene Ontology annotation, molecular function: p53 binding. The transcript has 23 exons. NCBI's taxonomy places the organism in Eukaryota, Metazoa, Chordata, Actinopteri, Gobiiformes, Gobiidae. Bases 328 to 3423 code for a protein of 1031 amino acids. The record is from RefSeq and is a predicted model, not a curated record. Gene Ontology annotation, cellular component: nucleus.
UUUCCCGUGCGGCGGCAGCUGUUUCCAGAGGUUCUGUGUUUCCUUUCGGGGGUUUAGUGUAGAAUACAAUAGCACCUACGGAGAAUGAGCGGCACACUGGGCUCGAGGAAGGAAGAGGGAGGGCUUGUGAGAGGAAAGUGUUGAGUAGACUUUUCUAAGCAUCUGGAUCUCGGUUUGGAAGAAGAAAGAGGGGUUGGACGUAAGGACAUUUACCUCAAAGUUAAAGUAAAUAGUGGAAUUAGCUCAAACGAAAGAAGACGAAAGCAGAGGAAGACAGGAGGAAAGGAAAAGUUUAACAUUGAACGCGGGCGCACAACUGGAGCAUUAAUGUUACCGGUGAUCCUGACAGUUUACCUCAAUGACGCCCAGCAGAUGCUCACCGAGGUCCCUGUUACCCCGGCGACCAGAGUAGUGGAUGUGGUGGAGUACUGUAAGGAGGCGGGCGAAGGGGAGUGCCACCUGUCCGAGGUCUGGAACGGACAUGAGCGAGUUCUUCCCCAGGAGGUGUUACUGCUGGACCUCCUGCAGCAGUGGGGGUCCAGACGGCCAGAGGUCAGCUUCUACCUGCGACACUGCCCCUCCUGGACACAAGGUACUCAGCAGGAGCUGGAGCAGGGCUGGACCACUGAAGGCACGGACAGCGCUAAUGACAGGGUUCCCCGUGUGGAGCUGACCCUCUCCGAGCUCCAGGAAAUGGCCACGAGGCAGCAGCAGCAAAUCGAAGCUCAGCAGCAGAUGUUGGUCGCCAAGGAGCAGAGGCUGAGGUAUCUGCAGCAGGGAGGUCGUGGCAGCCAGGCACAGUCUCAGUCUGAAGCGGAGAAGUUGCAGAGGUUAAAGGAACGCGUGGAAACUCAGGAAGCGAAACUUAAGAAAAUCCGAGCCAUGAGAGGUCAAGUGGACUACAGCAAACUGAUCAAUGGAAACCUCUCGGCCGAGAUUGAGCAUGUUAGCAAUCUCUUUCAAGAAAAGCAGGCCGAGCUGCAGACUGCUGUGAUCCGGGUGGACCAGCUGACGCAGCAGUUGGAGGAUCUGAGGAGAGGUCGUCUUCAGCUGCAUUCAUUGGGGCCACAGCAGGGAGCACCCACGGGACCCCAGGGCGCACACAUCACCGGACAGAAAGGGUCACCUCUGUCUGGGCCUGCAGCCAUCGAGCUGAGGAAACUCUACCAGGAAUUACAGGCUAGAAACCGCCAUAACCUGGAGCAGAGCAGCAAACUGGCUCAAAACAAAGAACUACUGAACAAGAGAAACACCCAGGUGACCAUGAUGGACCAGCGCAUCGGAGACCUAGAGCGACUGCACAAGAAGAAAGCUGAGCUAAGCCGUCUGAAUGGAGGAGGGGCCCCAACUCCACCCACUUCUUCUCACCCGGGGGGCAGUGUUUCAGGGCGGGUGGCAGCUGUGUGCCCGUACAUCCAGGUCCCAUCUGAAAACAGACAAGACAAGAGCUACCCUCUGCCCCCGGACCCACCCACCAAGCCCACUCCUCUCAGCCAUAUCCGCUCUCAAUCAGCCAAUGAAGCAUCCUGGCCUAGCUUGAGUAAGAGUUUAUCUGACUGGAGAAACAACAGUCCUGAGCAGCCAAUUACCUCUGGCUAUGGUACAUAUCCCAGUGCCACCCACCAGGUGGCACACCACUCUACCACCAGCUCCCUGCCCCGCUCUGCCCCUGGCACUCUGGGCUGGCCUCGCUCCAGUUCCAAUGCCACCUCUUCGUCCUCUUCAUCAUCAUCCUCCCAACAAAUUCAACAGCGCAUUUCUGUUCCACCCAGUCAAGGUUCACUGUCUCCUCAAACAGAGCGGACAGACCACCCUCCAGCUGUGGCAGUGCGGCCCUACGUCCCAGAGCACUCCUCCAGACCGCAGUCACCGCGCAAGGGUCCAGCCACUAUGAACAGCAGCUCAAUCUACAGCAUGUACCUGCACCAGCCGCAGGCCAAAAACUAUGGCUCUCUGAGCAACAGAGCAGCUGUCAAAGCAGUGUACGGAAAACCAAUCCUCCCAAACUCCUCUGCCUCGCCGUCCCCUGUCCCCUUCCUCCACGGAGGGUCAAAAGGAGAAGAUGUUCCAGAUAAAGAUGGAGGUAAACCUGGAGCAGUCGAGGGCAGUGAUGGACAUGUGAUCGCUCCUCCCAGCGUGGACAGCAUCCCCCGCCCACUCAGCCCCACCAAACUCACUCCAGUGGCCCACUCCCAGCUCAGAUACCAGAGCGAUGCAGACCUAGAGGUUCUUCGUCGUCGCCUUAGCAACGCCCCACGACCCCUGAAGAAACGCAGCUCAAUUACAGAACCAGAGGGGCCACAGGGGCCGAACAUUCAAAAGCUGCUUUACCAAAGGUUCAACACUUUGGCUGGAGGCAUUGAAGGAGUCUCUGCCAACACUUUUUACCAACCCGACUGUCUACUGGGCGAUAUGGAGAACUUACAAUUGGCCAAUGGCAGUAUUGAGUCCAGUGACAAGCAUGCCCCUGCACCUGCCCCAGAAGGCGAAGGAAAGAAUACGGUGAAUACGGAUACUCACCUGCGCCUGUCCCCUUCAUCUGCUGUGAAAGAAACGCCCAAAGACACAACACCCGAAAAAGCCAAUCACGUUUCCCCAUCCAAACAACCAGGCUCCUCCCCCACUCCUGAUAGGCCAGAGGAUCAGAACAAUAACAAACAGAACAGUAUUAGUCCCGCCCGUAAUUCUGUAAGCCACUCCUCCCCAUCGCCUUCACCUCCUGCUGCACCUGCACAGCCUAAGGUGAAGCGAACCAACCUAAAGAAGCCGUCAUCGGAGCGCACUGGUCAUGGUCUCCGAGUGAAGUUUAACCCACUGGCACUGCUGCUAGAUGCAUCUUUGGAGGGAGAGUUUGACCUGGUGCAGAGAAUUAUAUAUGAGGUGGAAAACCCGAGCAUGCCCAAUGAUGAGGGCAUCACUCCCUUACACAAUGCGGUCUGCGCUGGUCACCACCACAUCGUUAAAUUCCUGCUGGACUUCGGAGUGAACGUGAACGCAGCAGACAGUGACGGAUGGACUCCUCUUCACUGCGCAGCUUCCUGUAACAGCGUGCACCUGUGUAAAAUGCUGGUGGAAUCCGGGGCGGCCAUUUUUGCCACGACCAUUAGCGAUGUUGAAACAGCUGCAGACAAGUGUGAAGAGAUGGAGGAGGGAUAUACGCAAUGUUCACAGUUCUUAUAUGGUGUGCAGGAAAAGUUGGGUGUCAUGAAUAAGGGCCUGGUGUAUGGUCUGUGGGCCUACACGGCGCAGCAGACUGAUGAACUGUCCUUCAGUGAGGGGGACGCCAUCACCGUGUUGCGACGCCGUGACGACACUGAGACAGAGUGGUGGUGGGCGCGGCUCAACGACCGCGAGGGAUAUGUGCCCCGGAACCUGCUGGGGCUGUAUCCCAGGAUCAAACCCAGACAGCGCUCACUGGCUUAGGGCCCAGAUCUGGGACCACGUGAACUGGCAGGCAAAGCAGGGAGCAUGCACGAGAAGCGCAGCAGCAUGUGAGCCAAGGCAUUAUCGGAAGAGGAGAGAUAAAAAUAUAGAAGUGGAAAUACGGAAACAUGGACGGAUGAACUUUUGAUUUUUUUCUUUGUAUGGAUAAGAAAACAAAGAAGCUUGAAUGUUGUUUUAUGAAGCGGAAUAAAACAUUGCUGCAUGAGAGAGAUGCUUAAGAAUCCUUUCACCAAUGCACCAUUUGGAUGUAACUUUUGCGCCCAACUUUAGUUUAUUUUUGUAUGGCUGAAAAGUGUUCAUCUUCGCGCCAUAGAAGCAUGCAUCCUCUUCUCAAAUGCAAUGAAAACAGUAUGCAAACACUAUGACGGUGUGUUUAAAAUAAGCUAAAAAUGAAGGACAGUGAAGAAGGAGAAUGAAUGUGUAGGAGGGCAGAGUUAGGUGCAAUAAAAGUUCAAGGCAAGUCUUUUUUGUAUGUUCGUAGGUGAGUGGACUGUUUUGAGUUUUGGUAAAAAUGUGUGAUAUGUGGAGUCUAUGAGAGGAUGAUAGGUUUUUUGGUGCAUAAAUAUGGGUUUAAGAAAAGAAAGAAGACAAUUUAGCUAUGCUGUGUCAUUUUCCACUAAUAAAAGCUGGCCGUUACACUAACUUAAUGACCUAUUUUGUGUAUAUUAUAUUCUGAACAAACUGUGUAAAAUGGUGUUUCCUAUGGGACAACAUUAAAAAGUGUUGAAUGAAAUGAUCCCACAAAGUUAAAUCAUAACAGAGAUGUUACAAAAGUUUGAUUGUAACAUUGUGGGGAAAAAAAUCUGAUAUUUUUUUUACAUAAAGUAUUUAUAUAACAUAGUUGAAUCAAUGUGUUUAUCUCAUAAUUGUGCUGCUCUGUUUAAUUUCAAACACUGAGCAUUGUUUUUUCAUACAAAUGCUGUACUAUAUUUCACAGGUCUAACUACAGUGUGACAUGUUUUGUGCCACUCACUGCUGCCACCUAGUGUACAGAUCAGCGACGCGUGUAAGUUUAUAUAGAGGCUGACAUUGCUUCUUAAUGUAAAUGUAGGCCUAAACCAUUUCAUAUUGUGCAAAAGCAAUGUUUCACAUACUGUGUACAGUAUUAAUAAAAUAUAGU